UGCAGCAUCAGGUCCAGACUGCCUCGCAUUGUUAACGUUGAUUUCUCCCGUUCAAGCCAGCAUUUUGUCUUCCGUAAGCCAAACCUAGGUUACAGCCUCCCACAAAACGCAUGUAAUCUGGACUACACUUGACAGCGGGACACACACCGGCGUACUACUGCAAUGUAAUAUAACGUUACAGGGGCGUCUCGUGAUUUCAUUUAAGGAGCAGCUUGAGCAUGAGGAGAAUUGGUGGCUGCAAUCCUGCCCAGACCAGAGGCUGCUGGUAGGGAUGGUGCCGCUGUGAACAGCCGGUGUGCGUUUCGGAGGACAAGCCUGUGGUUGGGGGAAGCGAGAGGACAGGAGUGCCCAGGCAACAUGACUGUUUUCAACCCGAAAAAUGUUGAGGAAUUUUAUGAAAUUGGAGACGAGCUGGGGAGCGGUCAGUUUGCUGUGGUCAGAAGAUGCAGGUACAGGAGUACAGGUGUGGAGUACGCCGCCAAAUUCAUCAAGAAACGGCGAAGCAAGUCCAGUCGACGAGGGGUGACCAGGGAGGACAUAGAGCGUGAAGUCAACAUCCUGAAGGAGAUCCAGCACCCAAACAUCAUCGCUCUGCACGAAGUCUUUGAGAACAAGGCAGAGGUUAUCCUGAUCCUGGAACUCGUUGCCGGCGGUGAGCUCUUCGACUUUCUGGCGGAGAAGGAGUCACUGAGCGAGGAGGAAGCCACUCAGUUCCUCAAACAGAUCCUGGAUGGAGUUCUCUAUCUGCACUCCAAACAAAUCGCCCACUUCGAUCUCAAGCCGGAGAACAUCAUGCUGCUGAGCCGCUCAGUGCCUCACCCGCGCAUCAAGCUCAUUGACUUUGGAUUAGCCCACAAGAUAGAUUUUGGCAACGAUUUCAAAAACAUUUUUGGAACUCCAGAAUUUGUAGCUCCGGAAGUCGUCAACUAUGAACCUUUAGGCCUGGAGGCCGACAUGUGGAGCGUUGGUGUCAUAACUUACAUCCUUCUCAGUGGUGCUUCUCCCUUUCUGGGUGACAACAAGCAGGAGACGCUGGCCAACGUGUCGGCCGUGGACUACACGUUUGACGAAGACUUCUUCAGCAACACAAGCGCCUUGGCCAAAGACUUCAUUGCUAGGCUUCUUGUCAAAGAUCCAAAAAAGAGAAUGACGAUCCAGGAGAGCCUGCAGCACCCCUGGAUCAAGCCAAAAGACACUCAGCAAGCUCUGAGCAGGAAGGAGUCUGCUGUCAAUAUGGAAAAGUUCAAGAAGUUUGCAGCUCGGAGAAAGUGGAAACAAUCCGUCCGACUCAUCUCCUUAUGUAACCGCCUGUCUCGCUCCUUCCUGUCCAGAAGCAACAUAAGCGUGGCUCGCAGUGAUGAUACACUGGAUGAGGAAGAUUCCUUUGUGAUGAAGGCCAUCAUCCAUGCCAUAAACGAUGACAACGUGCCCGGUUUGCAACAUCUUCUCGGCUCCUUGAACAGUUACGACGUAAACCAGCCCAACAAGCACGGGACCCCUCCCCUCCUAAUCGCUGCUGGCUGCGGCAACAUUCAGAUCAUUGAGGUGCUGAUGAGAAAAGGUGCAGAAAUCCAGGCCAAUGACAAGAGCGGGGCAAACGCUAUCUACUACGCAGCGAGACAUGGUCACGUUGAGACCCUGAAAUUCCUCCAUGAAAAGAAAUGCCCUCUGGAUGUCCAAGAUAAGUCAGGGGAGACAGCUCUUCAUGUGGCAUCUCGCUAUGGCAACGUGGAUGUGGUGAGCUACCUGUGCAGCAUCCACACCAACCCAGACCUGGCAGACAGGGAGCAGGAGACCCCUCUCCAUUGUGCUGCAUGGCAUGGCUAUUCUGCAGUCGCUAGAGCACUUUGCCAGGCAGGCUGCCAUGUAGAUGCCAAGAACCGCGAAGGGGAAAGUCCACUGCUGACAGCGUCUGCACGGGGCUUCGUGGACAUCGUGGAGUGUCUGGUGGAGCACAGAGCUGAUCUAAAAACAACUGAUAAGGACGGCCAUACUGCUCUUCAUCUGGCCGUACGUAGGUGUCAGGUUGACGUUGUCCGCUGCCUCCUCAAACAUCACUGCCCUCUGGACCAGCAGGAUCGUUAUGGCAACACAGCACUCCACAUCGCCUGUAAGGAUGGAAAUCUACCGAUUGUCAUGGCAAUAUGCAGCACCAAGGCAAACCUCGACAUACCCAACAAGUACGGUAAAACACCCCUCCACAUGGCUGCUAACAAUGGGAGCCUUGAAGUCGUCCGUCAUCUCUGCCUGGCUGGAGCAAACAUCGACGCUGUCACCAAUGAUGGAAAGACGACCGAGGAUUUGGCUUCAGCAGAGCAACACGAACACAUAGUCACAUUGUUGGGCAAACUCAAAAAGGACAACCAUAAACUGAGUUACAUCCAGCAGCUACGGCCCACUCAGACCAUCCAGCCCAGGAUCAAACUGAAGCUGUUCGGAUACUCUGGGUCUGGGAAGAGCACCCUGCUGGAGUCUCUGAAAUGUGGCAUCCUGCGCAGCUUCUUCAGGAGGAGGAGGACACGUAUGACCAACGCUGCCCGCCACCCCAACUCCCCCAUCAACUCCAAACCUGCUGUGUCAGUGAGCAUCUCCAACCUGUACCCAGGCUGCGAGAAUGUGAGCGUGCGCAGUCGCAGCAUGAUGUUUGAGCCCAGUCUGACGAAGGGCGUCCUGGAGGUCUUCUCCCCGGUCCACAAUGCUCUCUCCACGGCUGACGAACAGGCCACAAAGGCCAUCGAUAUCCAACAUGCUAACAUCCACGGUGUGGGGGAUUUCAGUGUGUGGGAGUUUUCAGGGAACCUCGUGUACCACUGUUCCUACGACUACUUUGCAGCCAACGACAUCACAGCGAUCCACCUGGUUCUGUUCAGCCUCGAGGAGCCGUACGAAACCCAGCUGGGUCACAUCACCUACUGGCUGAACCUGCUGAAGGCCAUCACCCUGCCACAAGACAACAUCGUUUUCGGCGGUCGGAUCCAGCAGCCUCUCACGGUCGUCCUGGUGGCGACCCACGCAGACCUCGCCAACGUCCCCAGAGCUUUCUCUGGAGAGUUCACCUACGAUAAAGAGAGAGCGCUGCUCAAGGAGGUCCGCAACAGGUUUGGGAACGACCUGCAAGUCAGUGACAAAUUGUUUGUGAUAGACGCCGGAGCCUCAAACUCCAAAGACAUCAAGCUGCUGAGGAGUCACCUGCAGGAGCUUCGCAACAACAUCAUCACUAGGUGCAGUCCAACGACGCAGCUGUCGGAGCGUUUGUUGGCCACCCUGCCGACCUGGAGGAAGCUGAGCGGACCCAACCAGUUCACCUCAUGGCAGCAGUUUGUCAGCGACGUCCAGGAGCAUAUCAACCCACUGGUCAGCCAGGAUCAUCUCCGCACGCUGGCCCUACAGCUUCACAGCAUGGGUGAGAUCAACAUCAUGCAGAGUGAGACGGUGCAGGAUGUUGUUCUUCUGGAACCUCGCUGGCUUUGCACCAACAUCCUUGGCAAGCUACUCUCUAUUGAAACCCCGAAGGCCAUUCACCACUACAGAGGGCGCUACAGGCUGGAGGAGGUGCAGGCUCUAGCCCCUGAAAGCGACGUCGAGGAGCUGCUACAGAUCCUGGAUGCCAUGGAUGUUUGUGCCCGUGACGUCACCAACCCCUCCAUGGUGGAUAUUCCCGCCCUCAUCAAGACAAACGGCCUGCAUCGCUCCUGGACCGAAGAGGAGGAAGAGGAGUCUCUGAUCUAUGGAGGCAUCCGUCUGGUUCCUGCGGAGCAUCUUACUCCGUUCCCCUGUGGCUUGUUUCACAAGCUGCAGGUGAAUCUGUGUCGCUGGAGCCACCAGCAGAAGCCUGAGAAGGAGGGUGGGGAGGAUGUUGAUGGUGACAUCCACUUGUGGACAAAUGGAGCCAGAGUGAGCCAGGCGGGAGUGGAGGCCAUGGUCCUGCUGGUCAACCACGGGCAGGGCGUGGACAUUCAGGUGCGUGGACAGGACUCAAAGCGUGCCAAGUGUUACACCCUGUUGGACACCUUAUGCAGUAUAACGGAGAACCUGCUGGCCUCCACCCUCCCUGGACUGCUCACAGCCAAAUACUACUUGAGUCCACAGCAGCUGCGGGAGCACCACGCCCCCAUCAUGGUCUACCAACCCAAAGAUUUCUUCCGUGCUCAAGUCCAGCGGGAAACCUCGCUCACCAACACCAUGGGCGGCUACCGGGAGAGCUUCAGCAGCAUCCUGGCCUUCAGCUGCGCUGAAGUUUACCAGCAGGGGACUCUGGGAAGCAACAUCCACAUAUCAGACGUGCCCCUGUUGGCUCGCAGGAAGCUCUGCCGCAUGCUGGACCCCCCAGACGCUUUGGGGAAGGACUGGUGCCUGCUGGCCAUGAACCUCGGCCUGACAGAGUUGGUGGCUAAACACAGCAACGGGACUCCAAACGGCACCCCGGACCCGGACUCCCAGCACACCGAGCUGCAGCCCAGCCCGACCGCGGCGCUGCUGCAGGAGUGGAGCGGGCGAGCGAACAGCACAGUCGGCGUGCUGAUGACUAAGUUGAGGGAGCUCGGCCGCAGAGAUGCCGCAGACUUCCUUCUCAAGGCAUCGCCUGUUUUUAGGGUCAACAUGGAGGCUUUGGGUGGUGCCCCAAACGGUUAUCCCCCCACCUGCAACGGUGGCACAUCGUACAACUCCAUCAGCUCCGUCAUAUCUCGCUGAGGGGAGCGCUCAGUAUCUUUUGCCAAAUGUUAGUCUGAUGUGAAGUUUUUCUUUUAAGUGGAAGGUCUCAGAUUUGAGUGAAUGAACAUAAAGUGCAAUCGUUACCGGAGUCCAGCUGCUCUCUCUUUAAUCACUCCAUUUUGUUGGCGUAUGAACCAGAUGUUGUGUUUUGCUGUACAGCCAACCUUUCCCUCUAACAUGAAUGUUGUGAAAGAACUAAACAUCCUGAGCUCCAAAGAGGAAUCCUGUGUUUUUUCUCUUCUAAAUAUUGUUGUGCUGCUUAUUAAUAUCCCUCCUACCCUGCUGCACACUCAAGUCUCUUUCCUCUUACAGCCAACAGGCAAAGAAAAAGAAAAUAAGAGAAGCGCUCUUAUUAAAAAAAAGAAAAAAAGAUGGCAGCCUCUAUGUUUGGACCUUUUAUAUCACCCUCUAGUGCAAAACUGAGGGCUUAAUGUGCGUCUGUGUUUGUGUAGGAGGCUGCUAGCUCCAUCCAUUAGUUCCAGCCGAUAUCUCCCUUCCUGCUUCUGAUUUUUCUUGUGUUCAUCUUAGUGUUUAAUGAAUUUACAGCAUUUUUUUCAGUGCCUUCUACCUCCCAAAAAGCACAAACAGACUUGUUAUUACGACAGUAGUUCUCUAAAAACGUUUGAAGAACUGUGCCUUGUGGACACUUUCAAAUUUUUACAAAAUUUAACAAAUUUCAAAGAACUAAAGAAAAGGCCAUUUUAGAUCCAGCACAGGACACUCAGUGUGUUUUGUAAGGUUAAACUUGUAAUUUUUGUUUGGAUAACAGCAAACAAAGCUGUAUGUUGAUGUGUAGGUUCAGUUAUUAGUUGUCAAUCAAAGGGAAACUAUUUCAUUCAUGUUUAAUUGGUUUAAAGUCGAAUAUAAGCGUUCACUCAUCCAUCCAACAGUAAAACAUCUGAUAUUUUGUUUGAUUUAUGUGUAAACUGGUUUUUAGAGGUCCCAGAAUUUCUCAUUAAAUUUAUUUAAUCUGAAUUUUACCUUAAACAAACCACAUAAGUCUUCACUCUAGUGUAGUUUCUGUCUCAGGUCAGAACAUGAAAUUAUACAGAUGAUCUCAGACUCUUAUUGGACCUCUCAUCUACUGGUCUUGCCUGUUACAGCCUUUAUUCCCAGCAGAUGGCAGUGCAUCUCUUCUGUGUUUAAGAUAAACUUCUUCACUUUUGACCGGUGGUUUUCUGCCCCUAAAUAUAUGAAUAUAAGUCAGAAUAACUCACAUUUGCUUGUAUAAAAAUGUUUUAUAUUAAUACAUUAGUAUUUUAUCUUUUUCUUAGGCCAGUUAUAUUUUUUUCUGUUACUAUUACAAACCAGAUGGUGAAGAUUCUCAGCGCUCAGUCAUUUUAUCAUGUUACAUUACAGUUGUGUCUCUCUGUGGAGCAGCAAAACAAAACUUGGUACCAGUGGUUGUUACUUGUUUGGACUCGGUCUAUAAACUACUAAAAUAAUCAUACAUCCCACACACUGGACCUUUAAUGCAUUUACUGGGAAAAUUUAGACCUAAUCAAACUGUUAGGUAAACCAAACAAAUAAAAUCUUGUUGACUUUGUAAGCUCUGGCCUCAUCCCAUGUUUUACAGACCUUUUUGUUACCCAGGGUCUUUCUGUUGCAGCCAAAUGUCAGUUAUUAGGAACUGAACACUGUCUAAAAGUGGGAAACUCUGGGACCUGUAAACCAAACAGUUUCUGCAUGAGGUUUUCACAUCCUCAAAAGGGGUUUUUGGACUUGCAAAAAAACAAGUUUUUUUAUUUACAUAUAGUAAAAGCUCUUAAUCUUUGCAGCGUGUAACCGGCUCUCUGCAGUGGUUCAGAUUGCUGCAGAGCUGCUGUUAAUAAUCACGAUGGCAGACAGGGUGGCGUUUGUUUUUGAUCCCGCUGAGCUACGGGGUCUGACACACUUUAAAAAAAAAGUUUUUUUUUGAGGGGGAUGGUGAUUUAGUCUUUUCUAGCAGCCGGUUCCAGUAAUCGUCCCCAUCAGGUCGACACCUAACCUGCCGUCCACGGCGUCAGGUUUUUGCACAGUGGCAUCAACGCCACCUCCAUCAAGCUAAAUUUCAGCUACUUUCAUUAUGGUCAGUGUUGGCCGGCCACACGUGGCUUCACAUCUUCUUUCACUUUGUCUUUUUCUUUUUUACAACAUGAAGCUGAAAAGGCAGGGAAGCGAUGAAGUGGAGUUUGUAUUGUGAGCUGAAAAAGGCCGAAGGCUGCUGACGACGGAAACGUCAGACGCAUUUUCGCUUUGUGUGAGCUGGUGUUUUCUAAUGCUUCUUCUCACAUGGAAACAGAAAAAUGCACAUUUGACGUUAAGAAAGUCUUUUUUUUUCGGUGCAGUUUGUAAAAGAUAAACUUGGUGCCAGACUGCAGUAUUUCCUGUGUGCUUCACUUCCUCCAGUGUUACCAUCUGUUCCGACUUAAAACUAGACUUUUUAAAGCUGGUUUUGUCUCUGCCUGAAUUUGCCAAUUGACACAGCAAACUUGCAGCUGUAAUGUAAAUACUUCAGGCCUUUUUUUUCACAAAAUCACCCUCACUUUUCUGCUUUUUUUUAUCUCUUGUGUCUUUUUUGGCCCAAAUACGUUGAGGCAGAAUGAAUGUAACACGUUUCCUAAGAAAAUUGCAACAACUUAAAACAAAAUGAAAGAGUUAAUUGUGUGUACAAAAACACAAAGAAGAGAAAUGUCCCAAACUGGUCAGAAAACAAUGUUUUUUGUGUAAUCAUUGCCAACGAUUCACACUGGUUCAUUCUUCUGUUGCCUUGUACAGAUCACAAGCUGAGAAGCGAUGUUUUGGGAAGGGACGUUAAUAUUAUGUCUGUUUUACUUGUUUUUGUUGUAAAAGCUAAAAAUCACUGAUAUUAUCGAGUUUGUCUAUGUCUCUUUCCCCCAGAGGGUUCAGACUGUGAAUCUACAGAAACAAGUGGAUUUUUAUGAGGAGGAACAAACUUUUUUUCUAUUUCUUUUUGAGUGAAUUUCUCCCUGAAACUCUGUUCUUAUCACCGCUUUGCACAAGUCUUUUUGUCGCUAUUUAUGUUACGUUCUUUUAGCAUGUCUGGGAAUGCCAUGUUCUUAGUACUUCUGACACUUUAUAGUGUAAUACGUUUUAUAAUAAAUUCUUUACCUAAUA
Molecule: messenger RNA, 7830 nt
Organism: Melanotaenia boesemani (Boeseman's rainbowfish)
Lineage: Eukaryota; Metazoa; Chordata; Actinopteri; Atheriniformes; Melanotaeniidae
Gene: dapk1
Product: death-associated protein kinase 1
Exons: 27
Coding region: 358-4692 (1444 amino acids)
Biological process (GO): intracellular signal transduction; protein phosphorylation; positive regulation of apoptotic process
Cellular component (GO): cytoplasm; nucleus
Molecular function (GO): protein binding; protein serine/threonine kinase activity; ATP binding
Source: RefSeq, a predicted model, not a curated record